Populus nigra (black poplar) is the source of this 913-nucleotide messenger RNA. RefSeq names its product methyl-CpG-binding domain-containing protein 4-like. Bases 126 to 674 code for a protein of 182 amino acids. NCBI's taxonomy places the organism in Eukaryota, Viridiplantae, Streptophyta, Magnoliopsida, Malpighiales, Salicaceae. The record is from RefSeq and is a predicted model, not a curated record. The transcript is spliced from 2 exons. Gene Ontology annotation, molecular function: DNA binding; zinc ion binding.
CAGAUUUUGCGUUUUGCUUAAAUAAAGCGGUGUUGUGUCCCGAAGAAGGGGCUAGUCCGUCGAGAGUCAAAUACUUAAAAUUGGUGAGCUGAAGAGUCGAGAAGAGAAGAGAAGCCGAGAGAGGCAUGGCACUGAAAGAGCGUAGUCCUGAAACCCCCAAAACAUCCCCCAAGAAUCCACGAGUUGCUGUGCGAUCAAUUGAUACAUAUGCUGCACAAUGCGACAAAUGCUUAAAAUGGAGGGUGAUUCCGACUGAAGAAGAGUACGAGGAGAUAAGAAGUAAAAUGGAAGAGAAUCCAUAUGUUUGUGACAGAAAACCUGGUGUAUCUUGUGAUGAUCCUGCUGACAUUGAGUACAAUGCCACUCGAACCUGGGUCAUUGAUAGGCCUGGUGUUCCCAAGACUCCGGAAGGUUUUAAAAGGAGCUUGGUGCUUAGACGUGAUUUCUCAAAAAUGGAUGCUUACUAUAUCACUCCCACAGGAAAGAAGCUGAGAACACGCAAUGAGAUAGCAGCAUUUAUAGAAGCAAAUCCAAAAUACAAAGAUGUAAACCUCUCUGCCUUCAAUUUUACUUCUCCAAAGGUAAUGGAAGACACCAUCCCUGAAGAUGCUGCGAGAAAGGUUCCCUCUAGUGCAAAUGGCAACAAAAAGAAGGCAUUAAAGGAUUCAGCUUGAAGUUGAACUUUGUCUGCUGAUCUGCAGUAAAUUUUGUUGGGGUCUUGUAACUUGUGAGAUUGGUCUGGUGAGCAUUUCCUGCAGCUUUUUACCUUAUGUGAUCUUGUUGGUUUCCGUCCCUGUCCUCCUCCUCCCAUUCCAGUUCCCUAUUUGAUUAUUGUAAGGCAACUAGAAAGAAUUGAUGCUUUGAGAAGAUGUUAGAACAGUGUUUUUUAAUAGUUAAACUAGUUGUUAGCUUA